AUGCGGCCAGACUGGAAAGUAAUUGUCGACGAGUACUCAAUCGUCCGUGAUAAAUAUACUGCACCAAAAUACCCUGUCGUUCUCGCCCAUGGCUUGCUCGGGUUUGAUGAACUGCACCUUGCUGGCCCAUAUCUCCCCGGUGUUCAGUACUGGCGUGGAAUCAAAGAGGCCUUGACGGCGCGGGGUAUCGAAGUUAUCACGGCGUCAGUGCCCCCGUCAGGCUCUAUUGAGGAACGGGGUGAACAAUUGGCCCGAAGCAUUGAGGCUGGGGCUCCAGGGAAGGAUGUUAAUAUCAUUGCACAUAGCAUGGGGUGA
Penicillium roqueforti is the source of this 315-nucleotide messenger RNA. RefSeq names its product esterase/lipase family protein. The coding region runs from base 1 to 315 and encodes 104 amino acids. The record is from RefSeq and is a predicted model, not a curated record. Lineage: Eukaryota; Fungi; Ascomycota; Eurotiomycetes; Eurotiales; Aspergillaceae. The transcript is spliced from 5 exons.